Molecule: messenger RNA, 5230 nt
Organism: Balaenoptera ricei (Rice's whale)
Lineage: Eukaryota; Metazoa; Chordata; Mammalia; Artiodactyla; Balaenopteridae
Gene: PRELID2
Product: PRELI domain containing 2
Exons: 9
Coding region: 273-914 (213 amino acids)
Biological process (GO): phospholipid transport
Cellular component (GO): mitochondrial intermembrane space
Molecular function (GO): phosphatidic acid transfer activity
Source: RefSeq, a predicted model, not a curated record
GGGGCCGGGCCGCUCCAGGCGCUUCCAGCCGACCCCGCCAGGGGCCCCGGCACCUCCCGCGCCCGCCGCCCGACGGGACGCUGGCGGAAGGGGGCGGGGGCAUGACCGACUGUCUGGUUCUCCGAGUGGACAAUAAAGUUUCGAAAGUUUGAAAAAGGAGGAGAAAAAACCCCCCCACGCCCCUUCGGCUACCCUGGUGUGGACGCCUGCGGCCUGGCACACACAGAGCUCCAGCAGCAGUGUGCUCGCGGAGGCGUGCUCGGCGCGCCGGAAUGGGGGUCACCGUGGACGUGCACGAGGUGUUCAAGUACCCCUUCGAGCAGGUGGUCGCCAGCUUCCUCCGAAAGAAAAUUAGGCACGACGGGAAGAAGGUGCAGACAGGAAGAGCGUGGGCUCUGGCAUCAGCCAGGUGUCGGGGUGCUUCUAGCUGUUAUCCAAACCCCAUGGAUAAAAAUGUCAUCUCUGUAAAAAUUGUGGAGGAAAAAAAAGAUGUGUCAACAGGGAUCAUCUAUAGAAAGAGGAUUGCAGUCUGUCAGAAUGUGGUUCCAGAAAUUUUAAGGAAGCACUCUGGUGAUUGUUGGAAAAAGGUGAACAUUUUAAAGGUACCUAAUGUCCAGUUAGAAGAGGAAUCAUGGUUCAAUCCGCAGGAAAGGAACAUGGCUAUAAGGAGUCACUGCCUUACAUGGACACAAUAUGCAUCCAUGAAGGAAGAGUCUGUCUUCCGGGAAAGUAUGGAAAAUCCAAAUUGGACAGAGUUCAUUCAAAAAGGCAGGAUUUCAAUUACAGGGGCUGGUUUUCUCAACUGCGUUCUGGAAACGUUUGCCAGCACAUUUUUAAGACAGGGUGCCCAGAAGGGAAUUAGAAUAAUGGAGAUGCUGUUAAAGGAACAGUGUGGUGCCCCCUUAGCUGAAUAAAGAGUCAUCAGGAAGCUGUGUUGUGUCUACUUUUGCUCGAGAAUCUUUUCUCGGACACAACACAUCCAAAGACACAGUUUUCGAAAUACAGGUAUAAGAAUGCGGUGUUGGCAGCUUACAGAAGAGGAAACCUUUCUGCCGGGAUAUGACAUGAUACACUCCCCCUUUGAGCCGACCUCAAAUAGCGGCUCUCGUGGAGCUGAGACCUUCUGGCUGAUUCUUAUGGCAUAAUCUCUACGAUUUUACAAAUAAAGGAAAAAUCCCAUAGAAGGUGAUGUCUGCCCUUCUUCAGGAUGUCCUGCUGAUUGCCUGGUGGCAGUGUUGGGGCAGCCAAGGAUGGGCCAGAGGCAUGGAAAAUGCUGCUUUUGCCUGUUUGUUCUCUACAUCAUUGCUCAUAGGAUUCAUGAGAGGAUUCUGGGAUGAAUAAAGGACUUAAACCUGAUACCUGAUUCUUAGGUGGCCUGGAACAGACAGGAAUAUACCAUACCUGUGUUGAAGUUAAGCCAUAUUCACAGUAAUGUUGAAGAUUCUCAGAAAUCAGGAGCAUUUGAUUUCUACCCAUCAGUACUACAUAACUGCCAUCAGCUAGCUUGUAUAAUAUAACACAUGAACUGUGAUUGGUCCUUAAAAGAACCUGGGGGGUGGGGAGACAGGCUAUCAUCUUGGCUCCUUCUAGCUCAUUCUGGGAUGUGGAGCAGAUUAUGUGACCUGUCUGUUUUUCAUUGGGCAAAUGGGGAUAAUUGGGCACAGAUCUUUCUACUUGUGAUGAUUAAACAAGGUUGUUUGGUAUGAAAAGCACAGGUUUGGGAGUCAGACGGACUCCGGUUUGAAUCUGAGCAGGACCACACAGCAGCUCGGUGAUUAUGUAUGUAAUUUAAAAUCUUUCUUAAAGAUCUUUCCUAGAUUCAUUUUUUAGGUUUGUAAAAUGGGAUUAUAGAGUUAACCUUAUGAGGCUGUUGGAACAAUUGGAGAUCAUGUGAUAAAGUGCCUAGCAUGCUAUCUGGUACACAGAAGUAAAUAGAAGCUAUUAUUAGUACAUGAAACCAUUUUGGAAAUAUACUUUUCUAACCUAAGGUAAUGUAGUAUUGUUUGAAAAUUAGGUGACGGUAGUUUGCAUUCCCCAUGAUCCGAAGCCAAAAUGUAAAUGCACACUACCUAAAUGAAAGCUUGAAGAGGGGCAAUAAUUUGGAAUUCAUUGUCUUAAGAUAAAACAAGUUGGGCCAUUACUGGAAAGUCUUGGGGAAAUUAUUAUUAUUUUUUAAUAUUUGAAAAAUUUUCCAUUUAGUGAAUUGAUGAAUUUCAAAGCAAUUGUUUUUUUUACAUUUCUUUUUCUUUUUUUAAAUUUUAAUACAAGCCUGCCACUGUGAGCUCCUCUUAUCGCAUUUGAGCUGUUUGUACUGCCUGAGUUUUGUGUCUUAGGAUAAUUUCCCUUCAUUUCCUUAGUGUUUCAUUCUUCAGUUGCGUUGGAGGGAAAAUGAAUGGUAGAAACCAGAACACAGUUUGACCUUUUUCCAGUUUGUAAACGGCAGUUGGUAGGCUUUUGGAAUAAGAGCUCAUUUACACAAAUAAAAGGUGAUGUGAAUUAUCACAGAGGUGAGAGGCGAGAAAUCUGUACUUGGAGGUUGACGUUAGAAUAAAUGUAAUUCUGGGAGUUCCCUGGUGGCCUGAGGGUUAGGGCUCCGAGCUUUCACUGCCAGGGUCCGGGUUCAAUCACUGGUCGGGGAACUGAGAUCCCGCAAGUCUCCUGGCGCAGCCAAAGAAAAAAAAAGAAAGAAUAAAUGUAACCCUUCAUACUCAACAACUUGCAUUCUGUGAAAGCAGGAGUUCUCAACCUUGACUGUCCAUUAGAAACACCUGGGAGCUUUCUGCGCUCCUGCUGCCUACGUUACAUCUCCGACCAAUAAGUCAGAAUCUCUGGGGGUGGAACCCAGUCAGCAGUAUUUUUUAAAGCUCCCUAGGUGAUUCCAAUGGCCAGUGAACACUACAAUCUGGGUGAUAUGCAGAUAUUAUCUGAUUCCUUUCUUCACACCUCCGAGGUAGGAAAGUAUCUUUGUAGUAAGAAUUAUUGUUAGAGUGAAGCAGAGAGAGGCUGAUUUUUUGCCUUAAUUCCUUGAAGCUGGCAUGGCCAAUGCAAACGCCUGCAGGGGUCUGGCAGGUGAUCCGAUGUGUGCAGCAGGCUGGCGGCCACUGGGGAGACCCCAGGAGUACGUGGCUGUGGUGAAAGGUGGGCAGCUGCUGCCCGGCUCCAGCACGGUGUUGCCAAGUGUCUGGUUUUUCUAGUUCUUCCAAUUUCCAAUUUUCCAGGAAAAGAUAGUAUUAAAAAAAAAAAGAAAGAAAUCACCCAAUUUUUAUGUGUUGGCAACGAAUUCAUAAUUGUUUAAAACAUUGUGCCAACCAAACAAAACAUGUUUGCCAGUAGUUUCCAGCCUUUGCUUCAAGAGUGUUAAGGACCAGCUUAAACAUCUCAGCCAACUUUUAAGAGAUUUGCGUUUCCCUAUUCUGGUUGUAAGCUGCUUUCUGCCUCUCCUCCAAGACUGCUUUUACAUGUGUUUUCCUCCCCAUUCCCAGGCAAUCCUCUGAACUUGCAUCAGACACUUAUCCUCAGUUUUGUUUUUUUUUUUCCCCUGCGGGCAUCCAUUACUUCAGGUUUCACAUAUAUGGCUUAGAAAUCGUAUGCUCCUUUUAAAAUUAGUUAGGGCUUGUUAAACUUUUUUAUUAUGUGUCAGAAUCUUCUUCCUGUGAUAAAACAUUUAGAAGUCCACAUGUAAUUUGAUUAUCUAUAAAAUGUCAAAACCGGGAGUAUAGCCUUAACUUGGGUACAUUAGGAACAAGGGUGGGAAGGGUUAAUUCACAGACCUGGCCAGUCUCCUCCUGACUGGGUUGCUGAAUCUACACACGAAGGUGCGGAUGUAUUACAGUGAUUCCCAGGCUUCUACUUGUACCAGAAAUCCUUGGGUAGGUGGGCUCAACUGCAGGUUCCCAGGGCCUCCCCCAGAGAUUCUGAUUCAUGGAAUUUCAUUUGGGACUCGGGGAUCUGCAUUUUAAAACAAGUUCACCAGGAUUCUUGGUUGUGCUGUUUCGCAGACCAGAUUUUGAGAAACAGUGAUUUAGGGGAGGUGUUGGUGCCCUCUGUGUCUUCUAUCACUUAAGAAGGGUUUAUAGUCAGUUGGGCCCACGGAUCAAUACAGCUGAUCACUCAGGACACAAUAUAAAGUUCUCAUGCACAGAGAAGCUGACUGAGGCUAUCCCUACGUGAUUGAGGUGCUUUUACCAUGAACGGGCUUUUAUGGUUUCAAUCGUGGGGAUAAAAAAAGGUGCUAUAUUCUUUUGAUAUAAAUUGCUUUGUGUAUUUUAUAAGCAGUACCUGUGUAGUAAUAUCCCAUUUAUUCAGACAUCGUGGGUGCAUGGUAUAGCUGACUCAAGGUUAUUCUUUUAAGUCUCACAUCUUUUUUGCUCUAUUUCUGCCAUUUACACAGCACUCUUUUUUUUUCACAUCUUCAUUGGAAUAUAAAUGCUUUACAAUGUUGUGUUAGUCUCUGCUGUACAACAAAGUGAAUCAGUUAUAUGUAUACAUAUAUCCCCAUAUCGCCUCCCUCUUGAGCCUCCUCCUAAUUUAGUAUACAUUUCCCUGCUUUUGCAAACAGAAUCUACUGAAGAUAAUGAAAUCAUUUCAGAGUCAUCAUUUAUGUUUUGAAUUCUUUCAGGUCCUAUUUAGGUUUGUUAAAGCCCCUCCACUGAAUGGCUCUGCUCUUUGAGUUUUGCCAUGGUUUUCAUAGUUUCUUCUUUUCUGUCACUGUUCCCUGUCGUUUCUCUCCUCCUUAACUCUGCCUGUCUCUAGGAACUUUGCUCUCCUUUACUAUAUGGAGUUGGGAAUUGCUGUAAUUGCAUACUGUGUCAAGUAACAGUAAACAGGAGCUGAGUGAGUCUUUGGGAGGCUUUUUUUAGCAGUGAAAUGGAUGAACGUUGCUGCAUUGACUUGGUGACAUUAUUUUAGUGGCUCUGCUACUUCCUCUAACUUACUUCCUCAUCCUCGACUGCAGUUGUCAGAUCUGUGACCUCAAGAUAACUGAGAUAUUGCUACAAAUGAUUUACUUAGAUCUGUAAGCUGUUGUCUCCCCAGCUGUGUUAGUGUUUUUAUAUGUCCAGUUCUAUAAUGUGAAACGUAAGUAGAUUACAAGUGAACAUUUCUGUGCCAAGUUUCUGUGCAGGAUAAAGUGUUUUUGAUUCAGUGUUAUUGUGAUUUAGAGCUAUAAAUUAGUUGCAUACCUGUGAAAUUCAAUCCUGCCGUCAUUCUGAAAUAAAGGUGUCACAACUAA